AUGUUUGAGGGGCCUGCUUUUGAAGAAGGUGAGCAGUGGCGAGCGUUGACCAGAAUCAAGGUUCGCACAGAACCGAGUAUCAAGGCGCCACAGUUAGACGACAAGGUCAUCGACAAAGGUGAAAUCUUCUUCGUUGCGGAAAAGCGCAGAGCCAAGAUUCCAACAGGUGACAAGCAUCGCAUGUAUCUUCGGCUAGCUGCCGGCAAAGGAUGGGUGUUCGACCUCGGUGUGGCGGGUGAGUGGUAUGGCAAACCCAUUGCCCAACCUGUCUACGAGGAUGAGCCUGGCGAUGGUUCAGAUCCGUUUAGCGACAUGGGCGACGCUGUUCGUGAAAUGUUCAGAUGA
Messenger RNA from Symbiodinium pilosum, 345 nucleotides. NCBI's taxonomy places the organism in Eukaryota, Dinophyceae, Suessiales, Symbiodiniaceae. The record is from the annotation of a GenBank genome assembly.